This is a messenger RNA of Umbelopsis ramanniana AG, 1935 nucleotides long. RefSeq lists its product as uncharacterized. Gene Ontology annotation, molecular function: NADP binding; N,N-dimethylaniline monooxygenase activity; flavin adenine dinucleotide binding. The record is from RefSeq and is a predicted model, not a curated record. NCBI's taxonomy places the organism in Eukaryota, Fungi, Mucoromycota, Umbelopsidomycetes, Umbelopsidales, Umbelopsidaceae. The transcript is spliced from 6 exons. Bases 1 to 1689 code for a protein of 562 amino acids.
AUGGAAUUACAAGCAAAAGAACCUGUGGUUGCUAUCUUCCACCAAGACGCUUUCCCGGACGAGAUUUCCUACACGCCUCUUGAAGAUCUGAAGCUGCUCAGGGCUGAAGAGCAAACACUCGUACAUGAGCGCUCGCAAACUGCUGCAAACCCGUCCGACCAAUUUUCGCUAAUUGACAAGCACAUUAAGACUGUUGCAGUCAUUGGUGCCGGACCUGCUGGGCUCCCCACGGCCAAAUGGUUAAAAGAUGAAGGACUUUCAGUCACAAUAUUCGAAAGAAAUCUCGCCGCCGGUGGUACUUGGAUAUACGAUUCCACACCACCUUUGAACCCAACCUAUCCAUCUGAGAUACCUACCGAAGGUGCACAACCCUCUCUACCACCUAUUGAUCAGACCCUUCCAUACACUCAAGUAAAGGAUCUUGACGACGAUACCAUACGAUUUUUGCUUGAGCAUGCUCCACCGAAUCCAUGUUAUAAAUCCUUGGGCAAUAAUGUUGCUACGCCUUUGCUUAAAUAUAAGGAUUUAGACUGGCCAAAGAAUACACCGUGGUACACCGGACAUCAAGUUAUCUGUCAGUACCUGCAAAAUUAUGCCUCCGCUUUUGGUUUGAAUGAAGUGACUGAAUUCAAUACGUCAGUCGAAAGAGUCACUGAGAUACCUGGAGAUGGUGGCUGGCAUGUACUGACGAAGACAACACAAAAAGAAAUUAUAGAUGGUAGAGAUGUGAUCAAAGUGACUUGGAGCGCAAAGACCUUUGAUGCUGUUGUCGUAGCCACAGGGCAUUAUCAUGUCCCUUACAUACCAAAUUUUCAUGGUUUGAGUGAGUGGCAAGCCAAAUGGCCGCAGUCUGUUUCGCACUCCAAGAGCUAUCGAGUUCCUGAACCGUUUGAUGGCCAGAACGUUCUAGUUAUUGGUAACGGCACAUCUGCUCUAGAUAUAAUGCGAGAUAUAGCAAGCUACACGAACGAUUUGUACCAAGCCGUGCGUGACAGUCAACAUCACUUUGAUGAAAAGUAUCUUCAGCUGAGAAAGGAACUGUCAUCAUGGGUGCCCGCCAAAGUUCAAGGAAGAAAAGGUAUCAAGCAGUUCAUCGCGAAAGAUACACUUCAAAACUCUAUCAUAGAAUUUGAUGAUGGGCAGACAUUAACUGGAAUCGACCACAUCAUUAUUUGCACCGGAUACAUGUUCAACUUUCAUUUUUUGGACCACCUCCAUCGUGAUGAAGCGACUCAUCGCAAGUUCGGCUCGGCUGUUCCAACAGACGAUCAUGUCCUGGUAAAAAGAGGUGACCAAGUUUACAAUCUGCACAAGGAUAUAUUUUACAUCCCCAACCCUACUCUCAGCUUUGUCGGUGUACCUUUCCACAUUGCCACAUUCUCGUUUUUUGAAUACCAAGCUUUCGCCGUCGCCCGAGCCUACAGUAAACGUGCAGCUUUACCUGAUACCGCUACUAUGCGGCAAGAAUGGAAUGAUAGACUACAGAAAAAGGGUGGAGGCAGAGAGUUUCAUGCGUUAGGAGCAGAACUGGAGCAAGAAUACAUUCAGGAUAUCCUCAGUUGGCUAAAUCGAGACAGUGCCAUCUAUGGUGGUUCAGUCAUCAAAGGCCACGAUAGCUGGUGGUUUGAUGUUAAAUCUAAUGCUCUUGCAGAGCUAAAGAAAAAAAUGAAAACCAACGCUCCGGAAUGAUGGACAGACAUAUAUACAUAUUUUUAGUCAACAUACAGUCUAUCAGAAAUGAAAUAAAGUAGUUGACAAGUGAUAGCAAAAAUAGAAAAAAAAAAAAAGAUCUUUUGAAAAAGACGUGGUUUAUAUUUUAAGAGGAAGAAGUCCUUCAACAUUAUAAACUACUUUUGAAAAUGAUUUACCAAUCCAACUUCUUCUUGGGUGCACUUUCGCCAGCGACAGGGACAACUCGUGUUGCUUGUCCGUUGU